AUGAAAUAAGAAGACAUUCAAUCUCCUUAGUUGUGUGAAAAUAUUCAACAUAGACCACACAAUCCCAGGAGAUCAGCAAUCUUUAAAUAGCAGAAUGCUAUUAGUCUCACGAAAUUGGACACAAGGUUACAGGAAAAGAAUGACAUGCUUGUGGCACAAAUCUAAAAGAUUGUUAAACAUAUGCCUUCUGAUGACAAAUAACUCAAAGCAGAAAGACACAUAUAUGAUGCUUAUUACUUGAGAACUAUUCGAAAUGAUAUCGAUUUGGCUGAUAAGGUAAUUUUAAAAUGCCUUUGGAUCAUUGAGAAUAGCCGAAUUUGGAGUGGAUACCUUUUGACAUUGACGAUCCUCUAUCAGAUCCUGGCUUUCUUUGAGAAACCAUAUCCUGAAUCAGAUUUCUACGAGGCACCUGAUGUCAGGAAUGUAGAAUUGUUCAUAUUAAUAUUCCUUGGGAUUGACUUCUUAAUAACUUUGGUUUUGUUGGCUACCAAAAAAAAUGAUGGGGGAUUUCAGUUCAAUACCAAAAGGAUGAUGAAGAUGUUGUUCUUCUUAGUGUGUCUCACAGAUUAUAUAAAUUCGAAGAUCGAUGAUUCUCAGAUCAGAUUCAGUAGAUUAAUUAGACCAGCGUUGAUGAUCUUUUUUUCGAAGGAUCUGCGAAGAAAUUUAAAGGGAAUAGCCAAAGCCAGUAAAGAUUUGCUCUUGUUAUUUUUACUCUACGUGAUAAUCAUUUCAACAUUUGCUUUUAUUGGAAUAAAUCUGAUUGGAUAAUUGGACACUGUGGAUUUAGAAACUCAAGAUUACGGGGAUUUCUUCAAAUUGUUCAAUAUGUUAUUCAUGGCUGCCACUCUUGAUUUCUACCCCGACAUUAUGAUUCCUCCAAUAUUUUAAGGCACUUUUUAUGCUCUCUAUUUUGUCAUCUACAUAAUUCUCUUUUUGUUCCUAUUCUAACCUAUUCCCUUGGCUGUUGUCUACGAAGGGUUUCGAAGACACAGAAUGUAGAUUGCCAUCCAAGACAUCAUCAAAUAGAAAUCAGCUAUGAUGGCGAGUUUCAUCUCAUUGGAUUCAAAUGAUGCUGGAUUUUUGACUGAAAAUCAAUUUAAGAAAUUCCUGAAAACCUUUUAUCGAGGUUAAUUGACAGAUGACUAAGUGAAGAUCAUCUUCUCGGAAAUCGACAAAGAUUUCAAUGAUAAGAUUUAAUUCGACGAGUUUAAUCAAUUACUCUACGUCUUACAGAAUAGUAAGAAAAUCUCAUUGCCAAGAGCAAAACCACUCAAAUGUUGGGAAUCGCUAAGAAACUUCCUCAACAAAUAUGGAUUAAAGAAAUUUAUCGAAUCUAAUACAUUCGGUUUUUUCAUGUUCCUUGUGACCAUAGUCAACUGUUGUUUGAUCAUAUCCGCAUUCUUUAUAGAGAAUUUAGAAGUGCUGGCCAUAUUCGAUACUAUUGACACUGUAUUCUUGGGCAUUUUCAUUUUCGAAUGUCUGAUCAAGAUUAUAGGUUUGGGCAUAUACGACUUUUUUGUAGAUGGUUGGAAUGUUUUCGAUAUCACAUUGAUCCUGUUGCAGAUACUGUUCGAUUACAUUCUCUUCAGUUUUGUGACUGGAAACAUAGUUCAAUCUAUAAAGGCAAAUAGAAUUUUGAGGAUUGCCAAAAUCUAGAAGGUAUUUAGGUUGUUUAGAGCCUUCAGAUCCAUUAAAUUGGUGGGGUACUUGUUGAGAGGAUUGGAAAUAUUCGCUCAUGUUAAAAACCUAUUGUAUAAGAUCAUCAUUUGCGUACCUCUGAUUUUACGAUUGAUCUUGCCAGUGUAAAUUGUCUUUUUCACAUAUGCUUGUAUAGGAAUAUACAUAUAUGGAGGAAUCACAACUGAUGAUGACAACCCAUUCUCAAACAACUCAUGUGAUCCAAACGAGUUCCGAUUUUUGUGGGGACAAUGCAAAUAUGCUGAUUUUAAUUCUAUGGGAGGAUCCUACUUAAUGAUGUUACAGGUGUUCACAGCAUCCUCAUGGGGACAAUUAGUCUUUGAACUCGCAUUUGACACAAAGAAUCUGGUGACUCCAAUGAUAUUUGUUGGUUCAUUUGUUUUUCUUUCUAUCUUCUUAUUAGCACUGAUUGGAGGAUUAGUUUGGGAAGUAUUCACAGUUGUUUCUAAGACUCUGUUUGAAUAAGAAAUGGAGUAAUUCAAACCUGAAGAGAGAGUAGCCUUGCAACUUAAUUUUUAAGAUGAAGCACUCUUAGGUAGUAGUAUGGGCACAGAGUAUGACAUUCGAAAUGGAACUCAAUUAAGCAAUGCUAUUCAAUUGCAGAAGAAAACUGCCAUUCUAAAUGAUGAUAAUCCUGACAUCUUGGAGUUUAGACCAAGAAGUGUGGGUAUGAGAGCGCAUUAGGAUGAGAAGUAGGAAAUUCCUAUUGAGUUGGACUUUCAAAUAGAAACCCAGAUAUACAAUAAAGUGUUGAGGGUAGGAAUCAAUCCAAAUCAAGUGAUCCGUAAGUUGAAACCUCAAGGAGAUCUGGCGUAAAUUAUUGAGGAUGAAUUGCUUGAAAUAUAGAAAUUGUAUUGCGACUACUUUAUUGACUAUUAAGAGUUCUUGGAAAUGAAAUUCAUUAAGGAGUCUCAUAACAUCUAUAAUGUAACUACUGAGUAUGUGGUUCACAUUAGAAAUGAAAUUAAGAAAGACGAAAUGUUCAAACGGAAACAUGUCAAUAUUUCCAAUCAUGAUCUCCUUAUCUAGAAUGCGGUUUUGAGAGACACUAGUGAAAUGUAUAUCAAAUAAUAGGAGGAACAAUACUUCAAGACGGAAUACGGCUAGAAGUUUGAAUUGAUCAAAGAACUCAAGUUUUAGAGUAAAUUUAAAGUCGAGAGCAAGAUACUGUUCUCCUUGAUGGGCAUAUUGAAGUUUCCAAAACCGAAUAUUAAAUAUUUCUUUUAAAUUCUCUACUUGAUAGAGAAUUACUUCACUUAUUAAUUAUUGCCGGAUUGCUCAUUUUUCAAGUUGUUACAUUAAAUGGAUGGCAAAUGGUACUUAAUUAGUAUUGAAGACAAUUAAAUUGUAUUUACCAAGAUUGGGGCAGGUCCGUGGACAUAUGAUAGUUUGCUCUUUGAUCAAGGUCAGAUGAGGAUUUGUGAGAAUUUGAAGUUCAUGAAGGAAGUCAAGAACCCAGAAGUCAAAAUGCAUAUAAGAGAAUUCCACACCAGCAUGAACAAAAUGGCUAAGCAAUUUGAACUCGAUAUCACAAAGAUAGAUGUUAGGAGUACGAUUGUUCUCUAUCAAAUUAAAAAUGAACGCUAUGUUCUUCCUGACUCUACUACUCCCAGGAUGAAUGGGUAGAAACCGUCCAUCAGUCCCAGAUAUUUGACGAUGAGUGCGAGGAAUGCCUAGAUCAGUCAACGCAAUGUGGAUGUGAACUCCAUCAAUGAGGAAGAGAAUCCGGAAGGAAUUUUUCAGAUGGGUGAAAAUGUCGAUGAGUGUCAUAGACACGUGAGUCAAACCAUGAUAUUCGUGCUCUCCAAGGUUCAAGCGCAGGAGAGCAGGAUUGUGUAUCAGAAUUAGGUGAUGUUGGCCUAGUUUGUGUUGGAUUUGGCUGGAGUUAUUAAGAACUAUUCUGAUAAUUUCUUUUAAUAAUUAGAGGAAUUAUAUUCUUUGCGAAGUAAACAAAGAGGAAUAAAACAAAAAUGA
Messenger RNA from Paramecium tetraurelia, 3672 nucleotides. RefSeq lists its product as uncharacterized. The transcript has 4 exons. NCBI's taxonomy places the organism in Eukaryota, Ciliophora, Oligohymenophorea, Peniculida, Parameciidae. Gene Ontology annotation, cellular component: membrane. Gene Ontology annotation, biological process: transmembrane transport; monoatomic ion transport. Gene Ontology annotation, molecular function: calcium ion binding; monoatomic ion channel activity. The record is from RefSeq and is a predicted model, not a curated record.